AUGGCAGUGACAACAAAGUCCAAAGUAGUAAGCACGGAUUUGAAAUUAACAGCUCAAUUUCGUAGCAAAUGGCGCUUUGGAGCCAACAGAGAGUGUUUUGGUAGACAAGACAAUAUCGAGUCAUGGACUUUGGUGUCAGUGGCUGGCAUUGCUAUUAUGACAAGUAACGAGACUCUAUGUGAAGCACGAAAAGAUGAGGAAAUUGGUGCUACACAUGGCAAUUCUAAUGUGUAUGAUAUGAAUGAUAAUAGCGACAAAAUGUCAAUUUACUUUGACGCAGCGUAUGAGCCAAAAAAACUGCUUGGCUCUGGCACUUUUGGCGUUGUGAUGCAGUGUGCACAUAAACAGACUGGACGUGUUUCGGCGGUUAAGAUGAUUCAAGAUGUGCUUGAAAAUCAAGAGGAGGUUAAGCGCGAGAGGAUGGCACUUGAGCGAUUGGAACGCGCUGGCGGACAUGAUUGCAUUGUUGGCUACGAACGCACUUACAAUCACGAUGACUUUCACUAUAUUGUGCUCGAGUACGUUCCAGGAACUUCACUUUACUCAUUCUUGAAAGAAAAUCGUAGUCUCAACACUACGUUAUCAUUGCAUCUUGUAUCUCAAUUGGCCAGUGCAUUGCAAUUUAUGCACCACGAAGAUAUUGUUCACCGUGAUCUCAAGCCUGAAAAUAUCAUGCUGGAGGAAAUUACGAAAAAUGGCGAGAAUGUCAAGCUGAAGAUCAUUGAUUUUGGCUCUGCUGGACGAGUAUCUCAGCCGGAAUCGGAGAAGGCACACACCACAACUCUGUCUGGAACUCGCUGUUACUGGCCACCUGAAGCUCUUCAGCAUCCAAUGAUGACUACGGCUAUGGACAUGUGGGCGCUGGGAUGUAUUUUAUACAUUCUCAUCUCUGGACGACACCCAUUCGAUCUGACUGGUCAUUCGACUGAAGAUGAUGUCUUACGGAGAGUAAAAGUCGAGCCAGUAUCUUUUCUUCUACCUGUCUGGCACGAGGUUCCGAUUGAAACGAAGGAUCUGAUUCUUGGAUUACUUCAAAAGGAUCCGUGUGAUCGCCUUACAGCGGAACAAGUGCUUGAGCACCCAGCCAUGGUUGGUAUUAAGAGUAUGACGUAA
This is a messenger RNA of Plasmopara halstedii, 1113 nucleotides long. Its product is annotated as camk protein kinase. NCBI's taxonomy places the organism in Eukaryota, Oomycota, Peronosporomycetes, Peronosporales, Peronosporaceae. The transcript has a single exon. Bases 1 to 1113 code for a protein of 370 amino acids. The record is from RefSeq and is a predicted model, not a curated record. Gene Ontology annotation, molecular function: ATP binding; protein serine/threonine kinase activity. Gene Ontology annotation, cellular component: nucleus. Gene Ontology annotation, biological process: protein phosphorylation; mitotic DNA damage checkpoint signaling.